Messenger RNA from Hordeum vulgare subsp. vulgare (domesticated barley), 1681 nucleotides. Its product is annotated as 3-ketoacyl-CoA synthase 6-like. The transcript has a single exon. The record is from RefSeq and is a predicted model, not a curated record. Gene Ontology annotation, cellular component: membrane. Lineage: Eukaryota; Viridiplantae; Streptophyta; Magnoliopsida; Poales; Poaceae. Gene Ontology annotation, biological process: fatty acid biosynthetic process. Gene Ontology annotation, molecular function: acyltransferase activity, transferring groups other than amino-acyl groups. Bases 50 to 1525 code for a protein of 491 amino acids.
UCACACUACUACGAGGAAACGAGUAAGAAAGAGAUACAGGAGGGAGGCGAUGGGUUUGUCACCUCACGUCGUGAUGGUGAGCCGACUUGUCGUGGACAACUUCUUCCGGGUCGUCGUCGCGGCGGCCGUCGUCGCUGCCGCCGUCGUAGGCAGGGCGUGCCCCAUUAUCAUUUGCCCCGAGGAGAUCCUGGAGAAGAUGCUGGCCCUGCCGCCUGCCCACGUCCUGACGGCGGUGAUCCUGGCGGCGGCCCUGGAGAAGAUGCGGCGCAUGCGGCGGACGCGGGACGUCUACCUCGUGGAGUACGGCUGCUUCCGGCCCAAGCCCUGCUACCGCACGCCCUUCGCCACGUGCCUGGAGCACGCGCACCUCAUGCCGUACCUCGUCGACGAGGAGAGCGUCGCCUUCGCGAUGCGGCUGCUGGAGCGCUCCGGGCUCGGCGAGGAGACAUGCGUGCCGGACGCCUACCACUACAUGCCCCCGGACCGCAGCCUCAGGGCGUCCCGGGACGAGGCCGAGCUGGUCAUCUUCGCCGCUGUCGACGACCUGUUCGCCAAGACGCCCGCGAUCAACCCCGCCGUCGACGUCGACGUGCUCGUCGUCAACUGCAGCAUCUUCACGCCCGUCCCGGUCUUCGCCGACAUGGUCGUCAACAAGUACCGGCUCCGCGCCGACGUCAAGGUCGUCAACCUGUCCGGGAUGGGCUGCAGCGCCGGGCUCGUCUCCGUCGGCCUCGCCAGCAAAAUCCUGCAGGCGGCGCCGGAAGGCACGCGCGUGCUCAUAGUGUCCACGGAGAUCCUGUCGUCGCAGUACUACGUGGGCACGGAGCGCGCCAUGCUGCUGCCAAACUGCCUCUUCCGCAUGGGCGCCGCCGCCAUGAUCCUCUCCAACUCCCCGACCCAGGCGAGGUUCCGCCUCCGUCGCGUGGUGCGCACCGUCACCGCCGCACGGGACGCCGACUACCGCUGCGUGUUCCAGGAGGAGGACGACAAGGGGAACACCGGCAUCCGCCUCUCCAAGGACCUCGCCACCACCGCAGGCUACGCGCUCAAGAACAACAUCGCGGCCUUCGGGCCCCUCGUCCUGCCGGCCACGGAGCAGCUCCUCGUCGCGCUGUCGUUGCUGAAACGGAGGCUCCUGAGAGGGCGCGCCAAGGUGAGGCUGUACCGGCCGGACUUCCGCACCGCGUUCGAGCACAUCUGCAUCCACGCGGGCGGGCGCGGCGUGAUCGACGAGGUGCAGGACGGCCUCGGCCUCUCCGACGACGACGUCGAGGCGUCGAGGAUGACGCUGCACAGGUUCGGCAACACGUCCAGCAGCUCGGUCCUGUACGAGCUGGCAUACCUGGAGGCCAAGGGCCGGAUGAAGAAGGACGACAGGGUGUGGAUGAUCUCCUUCGGCGCCGGAUUCGACUGCAACAGCGUCGCGUGGGAGUGCAUCAAGCCAGCCGGCGACGCCGACGGGCCGUGGGCCGACUGCAUCGCCCGCUACCCGGUGCAGCUGCCCGAAAUCGACAAGGACAUGUGAAGGGUUUAACCAACCAUAGCUUCAUCACCUUACUUAGUACAGGCCAAUGAUGUUGAUUUGAUGUAUUGUAUCCAUUAUUGAACCCCGCAAAACUGAUGCCCGUUCUGUAUGAUCUUUCCAUUAAAGAGAAACUAAAAUAUCUGUUAUUUUUGCGAA